Papilio machaon (common yellow swallowtail) is the source of this 496-nucleotide messenger RNA. RefSeq names its product peritrophin-1-like. Gene Ontology annotation, cellular component: extracellular region. The record is from RefSeq and is a predicted model, not a curated record. Bases 10 to 381 code for a protein of 123 amino acids. Gene Ontology annotation, molecular function: chitin binding. NCBI's taxonomy places the organism in Eukaryota, Metazoa, Arthropoda, Insecta, Lepidoptera, Papilionidae. The transcript is spliced from 2 exons.
GCUGUAACAAUGUUUCUAUUUCUACAAUUUAAUAUAUUAUUUUUAUUUUUUGCAACGUGUUUUGCACAAAAUGGCUGCCCGGCUAAUUCUAAUAUCAAACCAUUGCGAGCCCACGAAACAGAUUGCACGAAAUUCUACCAAUGCAGUAACGGACAUGACUUCGAAAUGACCUGCGGACCUGGCACUGUAUUCGAUGAGAAUUUACAGGUUUGCAACUGGCCCUCCGCGGUGGAUUGCAAAAAGAAAUCAAGUCCAAAGCAGCCAGCGAAAUCUCAACCUCCGAAGAAGGUUUCUAAACCACCUUCAAAAGCGCCACCUGCUAAAGGUGCUAAAAAACCAGCCGCUCCAAAAGCUGCUGCGAAAAAACCGGCUAAAGCCUAAAAAUUAUUACAAAAUAUAACAACACUGAAUGAAACAAAUAUAUUCAAUGGUUCUUUUAUAUUCACAAUUUCCGUAUUUGUAAGUUAAUAGCAUGUAUGAAUUGAUAACAUCAGCA